AUGUCUGAUUUGGUGGCCUUCCUGAAGGUCGUCCUUAAUCGACCCCCGACCAUGUUUAAGAAGACUACGCCACCUGUUUUCUUCGACGAGGAGCUUGCCCGAAAGAUAUGUAUGUAUAUUGGAUUUGGUGUGCCAGUCAUUUUCGAUUUCUCCUACGCCGCCAUCCGAUUAUACUCAGAUGAUACAUUAAGCUGCAUGUGUGAACUCCCGACUAUGCCUGUCAACAUCAUCGAGAUCCCCAUUUGGUGUUCCGUCAUGCUAUGCUUAGGUAUAACGGUGAUCGCCAUCUACGUGACUCUAAAGAAAAACCGAAAUUCUUAUGGAAAAUUGCGAAAGACAAAACUGACCAUACGGAGGUCACUUGCACUAUUUCCGGUCUUCGGCCUACACCUAUUACUCCAUUUCAUAAAACCACCACAAGACACGCUUGUUUAUGAAAUUCAUGAAAUUGUAUUGGCUGUACUAACGAGCUUUCAGGGAUUUUACUUGGCAAUGUUUUUCUGCUUCACGAAUCCCGAAGUAUUGGCACAUUUAAAGCGAUAUUACGAACAACGGAGGGCAAUGAAUAGCUUACCGAAGAGGACUGCAAACUACUUCACAAAAUCGUCAUUCACGUCAUCUACGUCAACUAGCUUCACUAAAUUGUGCCAGUCCAAACGUGUAGGUAAGUUCCAAGCCACGCCUCCGGGGGAUGCGCGGGGUGCGGAGCGCGUGGCAAUAUAA
This is a messenger RNA of Pararge aegeria (speckled wood butterfly), 723 nucleotides long. RefSeq names its product vasoactive intestinal polypeptide receptor 2-like (gene NGR-B4). Gene Ontology annotation, cellular component: plasma membrane. Gene Ontology annotation, molecular function: G protein-coupled peptide receptor activity. The record is from RefSeq and is a predicted model, not a curated record. The coding region runs from base 1 to 723 and encodes 240 amino acids. Gene Ontology annotation, biological process: cell surface receptor signaling pathway; adenylate cyclase-modulating G protein-coupled receptor signaling pathway. The transcript has 7 exons. Lineage: Eukaryota; Metazoa; Arthropoda; Insecta; Lepidoptera; Nymphalidae.